This is a messenger RNA of Amborella trichopoda, 2895 nucleotides long. RefSeq names its product cation/H(+) antiporter 19. Lineage: Eukaryota; Viridiplantae; Streptophyta; Magnoliopsida; Amborellales; Amborellaceae. Gene Ontology annotation, biological process: proton transmembrane transport; regulation of pH. Gene Ontology annotation, molecular function: antiporter activity. Gene Ontology annotation, cellular component: endomembrane system; membrane. The record is from RefSeq and is a predicted model, not a curated record.
CGUGUGUGUGAUAAAAAUAGAAGAGCGAGAAAUCAAGUCUUGUUUGCUCAGUAGAGAGAGAGAGAGAGAUCGAGUCUUGUUUGCUCAGCAGAAAGAGAGAGAGAGAUCGAGUCUUGUUUGCUCAGCAGAAAGAGAGAGAGAGAUCGAGUCUUGUUUGCUCAGUAGAGAUAGUACUUGAGAGCGAGAAGAGAGACUGAUAGAGAUCACUCACUCACUCUCUCAGUUUUGUGAUGAAUAUGCUGCAAGCCUUCAAGCCUAUGGGUUGAACAGCAUCAGUAGAGAAAGAGAAGAGCAGAGAGAGAGAAAGAUGGGAAACGCGACGUGCCCGUCUCCGAUGAAGGCGGUGUCGAAUGGGGCAUGGCAGGGAGAUAACCCUCUGGACUUUGCUUUGCCCUUAUUGAUGCUUCAGAUCUGCCUCGUUUUGAUCGUGACCAGAUUGCUUGCUUUCCUCCUGAGGCCUCUGCGUCAGCCUCGAGUCAUUGCAGAGAUCAUCGGUGGGAUUUUACUGGGCCCCUCAGCACUGGGCCACAACAAGGACUACCUUCGCAGGGUCUUCCCUCCUCGGAGCAUGACACUGCUUGACAGUGUUGCCAACAUGGGCCUCCUAUUCUUCCUCUUCUUGAUUGGGUUGGAACUAGAUGUCAAUUCCAUUCGCCGCACUGGUCGCAAGGCCCUUGGCAUCGCCCUUGCCGGCAUCACUCUCCCCUUUUUGCUGGGCGUAGGCACCUCCUUUGUCCUCAAGUCCACCGUUGCCAAGGGUGUAGGGACUGCUUCCUUCCUCGUGUUCAUGGGCGUCGCCCUUUCUAUCACUGCUUUCCCUGUCCUUGCUCGUAUCCUUGCCGAGCUCAAGCUACUCACCACAGACAUCGGUCGCAUUGCUAUGUCAGCUGCUGCUGUCAAUGAUGUGGCUGCAUGGAUAUUACUGGCUUUGGCAGUGGCACUCUCAGGCACUGGCCGAAGCCCACUUGUGUCAUUGUGGGUGCUGCUUUCAGGAGUGACUUUUGUGAUAUUUGCGGUGCUGGCAGUGAGGCCUGUGCUAGCAUGGAUGGCUCGGCGGUCAGAUGACAAUGGGCCUGUGCACGAGGGCUACGUGUGCGUGGUGCUGGCAGUGGUACUAGCAGCUGGGUUUGCAACAGAUUCAAUUGGGAUACAUGUGUUGUUUGGGGGGUUUGUGAUGGGGCUGGUGAUGCCCAAGGAAGGAGCCUUUGCCGGGUCGCUUAUUGAGAAGAUCGAGGACUUGGUUUCAGGGCUGUUCUUGCCACUGUAUUUUGUGUCAAGUGGAUUGAAGACAGAUGUGGCUACAAUACAAGGGGCUCAGUCCUGGGGGAUGCUUGGGCUGGUGAUUGUGACAGCAUGUGUUGGGAAGGUCUUGGGAACGGUUGGGGUGUCAUUGGCGUUUAAGAUGCCUUGCAGGGAGGCCUGGGCGCUUGGCUUCCUUAUGAACACAAAGGGGCUUGUGGAGCUCAUCGUUCUUAACAUCGGCAAGGACAGGAAGGUCUUAAAUGACCAGACAUUUGCCAUCAUGAUCCUGAUGGCCCUCUUCACCACCUUUAUUACCACCCCCUUGGUCACUGCAGUCUACAAACCUGCCCGCAAGGCUACCCCUUACAAGCACCGCACCAUCCAGCGCAAGAAUCCUGAUAGUGAGCUCUGCAUCCUUGCCUGCCUCCACAAUGCUAGGUCUAUCCCAGCUCUCAUCCACCUCAUCGAGGCCUCUCGUGGCACUCGCCGCCGGUCCCUCUGUGUCUAUGCCAUGCACCUCAUGGAGCUCUCUGAGCGGCCCUCCGCGAUCGUCAUGGCCAACAAGGUCCGCCACAAUGGCCUCCCCUUCUGGAACAAAUCGCAUCCCAACUCUGACCACUUUGUUGUUGCCUUCGAUGCAUAUCAGAGUCUCAGCUCCGUUUCUGUCCGCCCUAUGACUGCAAUUUCCUCCCUCACUACCAUGCAUGAAGACAUAUGCUCCUCUGCCGAGCACAAGCGUGCUGCCCUUAUCCUCCUCCCCUUUCACAAGCAAGCCCGCAUUGAUGGAAACUUUGAGGUGACUCGCCCUGGCUUUCGACAGGUGAACUUGCAUGUCCUCGGAAAUGCACGCUGCUCAGUUGCCAUCUUUGUGGACAGGGGCCUUGGGGGCCCUGCCCGUAUCCCCGCCAGCAACUUUGCCUCCUCAAUUGCCAUGCUUUUCUUUGGCGGCCAAGACGAUCGUGAGGCCCUCUCAUAUGCGACCCGCAUGGCAGAGCACCCUGGUGUCUCCUUGAUUGUCCUCCGCUUCCAGCCUGUGCCUCAAACCAAUCAACCAGAUGGAGUUGGGAUAGACAUGGAGACUGGGAGUCAUGAAGAUGAUGAAAAGUUCCUCGCUGAUUUUCAUGCCAUGGCCAAAACAAAUCAGUCAAUUAGGUACGAGGAAUUGGAGGUAAGAAGCAGGGAAGAGACGGUGGCUGCGAUAAGAAAUGUGGCUCGUUGCAACUUGUUGCUUGUGGGGCGGAGGGCAGAGGCGCCUGGGUUUGAGAUGAGCAGUGCAGAUUGUACAGAAUUGGGCUUAGUUGGGAGCUUUUUGGUAUCACAAGAGUUCACGGGUGGGGCAUCGGUGCUUGUGGUGAGACAGUACCACCCUGGUAUCACCAUUGGCUCACCGCUGUUGUCUGAGGGCACGUCAGAAAUGUCAAAGAUUCCAGUCGAUGAUUCUGAUGGUUGAGGGUCUAUGUACUAGAAAGCAAUUCAAGUCGGAGGUCUAUGGCUUUUUAAUAAGGGAUUGUAUAAUAUGAUAUCAUUUAUUUUACAUUGAGUUUACGAUUACAGCUAGCUAUCAUAUCAGUUGCCAAAUUAGAUGGCUUUGGGUGUGUCUAAGAAAUUAUUUUUGAACUUUUAAGUCAAGUUAAGUACACAUUCACAACUAAA